Messenger RNA from Pieris brassicae (large cabbage white), 2794 nucleotides. Its product is annotated as 23 kDa integral membrane protein-like. The record is from RefSeq and is a predicted model, not a curated record. Gene Ontology annotation, cellular component: membrane. Lineage: Eukaryota; Metazoa; Arthropoda; Insecta; Lepidoptera; Pieridae. The transcript is spliced from 5 exons. The coding region runs from base 86 to 829 and encodes 247 amino acids.
CACUUCCAUAAGUUUGGUGAACGCUAGAGCGCACGAACGCGUCGGACAUUGGCGCGCUUUUUAAGUGACAUUAAAAAGUAUCAAAAUGGAGAGCUGCGGGAUGAAUUGCAUAAAAUAUUUAUUAGUUGUUUUCAAUGCGAUAUUUAUGAUACUUGGUGUUAUCAUAAUAGCGGUGGCAUGUGUGGACAUGGGAAUGCUGAAGGGGUUCGCUGGCAUGGAGACAACGGGCCACGAGACUGAUGCUGUGCUCAUUGCUGUGGGGGUCCUUAUCAUUAUCGUCGCCGCUUUUGGCUGCUUCGGCGCUUGGAAGGAGAGCCCGAAGCUGUUAUAUAUAUUUGUGGGCCUUUUAAUACUGAUCAUCUUACUGGAGCUAUCUGUGGGUAUAGCAGCGGCGGCAUUAAGACCACAAAUCGAAGGUACCAUGAAGACGCAGCUGCGAGCCUCGUUCAUCAAAAACAAGUCCACUAGAGAGGAGGACUCAGUUUACAGGGAAUUUUGGGAUAAAAUUCAGAACAAUCUGGAAUGUUGUGGUGUGACCGGCCCCGAUAACUACGUAGCCUCUGAGCCUCGACUGAACCCCUCGUACAGCUGUUGCCCUCAGGAUGACUCCGACCGAGCUGUGGAGAUCAAACGAUCCGACUGCAUCUCACUCAGUAAAUAUUAUCAAGAGGGAUGUGAGGAUAAGGUUCUCAGCACUGUCCAUAGCGCGGGACUAUCCGUCAUUGUCUGUGGGAUACUGUUUUGUUUCUUGGAGAUGGCCGGCAUAGUGUUGGCAUUAUGGCUCGCUCACUCGAUCAAGAAUGACGGGAAAAGUCAGGAAACGGCCUAAUUAAUAAAUACGAUAGCUUUUCAAUGCACUACACUUAAAUUAUACAAUAUUGUAAAACGGGAAUAAAAGUCUCUAAAUUGUUGUCUUGAGAAAUGUUUUGCAAUACGAGUCGUUGUUGUUUGAAAUUGUCGCGCGCUAAAAGACUUAUUUCCAAUUUAUUCGGAAGUUUUAAAAAGAGUUUAAUUUUCGAAUAAAAUAUUUUGGUACAAAUUUUCGCUAAAACAAUUUAAUCCUACAAAAACCGUGUUUUUUUUUAUUAAAAACAGCGCUGGUACUCUGUACUGUGGUAAUGCGUCACUGUCAUGGAUAUUAGUAUUGCCAGUAAACAAAAAUUAACCAUUAUAAGGGGAAUAAUUUGAAGUAUAUGUAUAAUUAAGACUUUGCGAUUGUAAUCAACAAUACGGAACAAUAAGGAACAGAAAUAUAUACAUAUUCGUUAGAUUUUUAUUAGAUGUUGGUAGAUAGUAUUUAUUGUAGCCACAGAGAAAUUACAUGACAUUUCAAAAUGGCGGCGGUAGUACCAAUUGCAGCCGCCGGCCAACAAAUGGAUGUGUAUUUCCAAAUGUCAAAAACGAUUACUAUUUCCAUUGGAGUAUAAUUUCACUAUUCUAUCUACUCUUUCGUCUCUUUUUGUCAAAUUGUGUUUCCGCUGCGAUGAAAAGAGGCAUUUUUAUUAUCUACAUUAGUUGUUUUAAUAAUGGUUAUUUGUGUUUUUAAACCUUUUCCGUCUUUUAACGCGCGAAAUGCGUAGUAUUUUCAGCUUUACGAGAUGCUCUCUAGUGUUAUUUAUAUUUUUAUAUUAAAAUACUGUAACCACCUUAUAGAUUUAAGAACUAACGUAAGUAUUUAUUUAAUUAAAAUUUGGAAAAUGUGGGAGCAGAGCUUAAUCGGUAAUAUAUUGUUUUAUACGAAACCAAUGAACUAAAGUGCGUUUAUUACUUAUAUAUUUUUUUUAAAUAUUAAAAUUGAUACUGUUUUUUUUAAACCAUUGGACAAAUUAUCAAGUCGUAUUUUUGUCGUAAAAUUCAAAUAGAAAAUAACGUCGCUAAAAAAAAAUAGAUAAGCUUCCUAGUCAAACUGGGGUUUUCGUAAGAUUGUAGAGAAAGGUUUUGUAGGCACCGCACACAAGCCACUAAUAGUAUAUGACAAAUCACAGCACUUUAUCCUCGCGCCACGUUCAUAGAAUCAGGCUGAAUCGCACCAAUACGACUUAGGGGCCUUCAAGAAAAGAGUGUACAAUCCUGAAAAGCCUCCACAUUCGUAAACCUGCAGGUGUCGGUUGUAUGGUCGGCAUGUAAGAACUUGCUAGUUUGUGAUUUGUUUUUUUUUAAAUUAUUGUGUGAAAUCGUCAUUGAUUCUAUAAGCGUCUUCCCAUUAGAACAAAAACCCCCACUUUCUACUGUAUAGUUCUUAAUGAAUUUCACAAUUUGUUUAUUUAUUGUAGAAGUUAAGUUAUACAUUGAGUCAUGACUUGGAGAGGUUUGAGUAAAUUUAAUAUAUAAAAUUACAUAUAAGAAGUGAAACGGUCACACCAAAUGAAAAAUGUUGAAUUUUAAUAUCAGGAUUCAAUAAUAGGAGUUCACAUAAUCUCUUUUCCAAUAUUUGCUUGGGAUGAAGGUAUCUGUUUAUUUAUUAAAUCUUUUUAAUUAUCGACUUAUUUCCACUUAAUUAUUACGUCAAGUACCGUUAAGAAGGCAAAUGGAAGAGACUAGCUGCCCGCGACGGAGAUAAUCCUGUGGGAUAAUUCUCUUUUAUAUACACAUCCAUUUUUAUUAUGAGUCUUCUUUAGAAAGAAAGAAAGACUUGCAAGUAAACGUCUAGAUUUAAUUUCGAUUUUGUACGUCCGCUCUAGUUCCUGUAUCUGCGAUUUGUAAUAUUUUAAAUAAUUAAAACAUAUAAUGUGUCAGUUUUAUUAGUGUUAAAUCGAUGUUACAUAGAGUACAUAGAGUUUAUUAAAUAAACUAU